This is a messenger RNA of Suillus discolor, 198 nucleotides long. RefSeq lists its product as uncharacterized. Lineage: Eukaryota; Fungi; Basidiomycota; Agaricomycetes; Boletales; Suillaceae. The coding region runs from base 1 to 198 and encodes 65 amino acids. The record is from RefSeq and is a predicted model, not a curated record. The transcript has 2 exons.
AUGCGCCACGCCCAAGCUGAGAUAGAACUUUAUACAGUGGCCAUCGCAAAUGCCCGUGAAUUUGACUGCUCUGACAAUAUCUGUACAUCGUCGUCUUUCAAUGGAUUUAUUCCGCCACCUCAAGCCAACGAAUUGUGUUACUAUGGCGAGGACCAUGACACUGACAAUGAGGACAGCUUUGACUUUGAAGUUGAGUAA